CUAUUCUUCUUUUAAAAUGGCCGAUUUGUCUUGUGUCUUAUCUUUUGUAUUUUGGUGAAGGUUCUUUUUUUGGUGUUUUCGUUUUCCUUAGAUAAAUAUAAAUCCAAGUGAGCAAAUGUAAAGAGUUUGUGAAUGUCUAAGGGGCAGUAAGUGGGUAUCAGUCCGACGUGUUUCUUGUUUUUCUUUAUAUUUUCGUUUUUUCAGUACAGCCAACUGGUAACUCAGUGGUGACAAUAGACAAGCAGAUAUCAAUGUUUAAUAUGUAUUUUUAUUCGAAACAAAAUGCUCUAAUGGGGUGUCAUGUGUAUUGUUGAGAGUUUUGUGUCGGUUUGUUGUUGACUUAUUAUCUGGAGUGUUCGAGAAGUUGUUUAAGUCGUUUCUGAAUAAUGUGGUUUACUGGAAAAGCUGAUUUGUCGAGUCACAAGGAGGCCCUGUUUACAGAGUUGAUGGUUGAAAUCAAAUCGGUCGUACCAGGUGCCCGGCUGUCCUUCAGUCUCAGGACUAAGUUGGAAAGGUUCACGAGGGCAGACAGGAGGGAAAUCGCCUGCAGGGUGAAAGACGGUUGUGCGCCCCUUUUUAUCGCUUGCAAGAGAGGUCACGUCGAGAUUGUCGAGUACCUCAUAACGACCUGUGAUGCUGACAUCGAACAAAAGGGCCUUUACGAAGUCCCCGACGAUCGCUCGGUCCAUAACGUCACACCUCUGUGGUGUGCAGCUGUUUCUGGGAAUCUACCUGUGAUACGUUGCCUUGUACACUAUGGGGCGGAUGUCAACGCAGUGUCUGAUUCGGGUUCGACCCCUGUGCGGAGUGCCUGUUUUAUGACACAUCUUGACAUUGUAUCGUACUUAGUCGAAUGUGGUGCCGACAUUCUCAAACCGAACUACAACGGCGGCACUUGUCUCAUCAAUUCCGUUCAGUCUGUUCAACUUUGCCUUUAUUUGUUACAACAUGGUGCUAAAGUCAAUGCUAGGGAUAUACAGAACAAAACAGCUCUCCAUUAUGCGAUUCAAGAACAUAGAUUUGAAACGACAAAGUUGCUCUUAGAAAAUGGUGCUGACCCUUUUGCUAAGAGUAGAUACAACGAUGACGCUUUGGAGACUGCUUGUCUUAAAGGGGCCGAUCAGAUAUUCUGCUACCUCACCGAGACUAUUAAUUAUACACCGGAGCGUCUGGCCGAUGCCCAUGAACUGAUCGGUUCUACGAUUCUAGAUGAACAUGUAGACACGCAGUUAGCAUACAGUCAUUGGGAAACUGCAAUAAGAAUAAGAGAAUCAGCCAAUCCUCCAAUACCAAAACGGCCUAAGGUAGAACCAAGAGCUGCAUUUGGACAUGCCACUGAGUUCACGACUGAGGAGGAACUCAGAAACCUUGUACUAGAUUUAGAUGCGAUGAGAACUCAAAGUCUACUGGUGUGUGAGAGGGUCCUUGGCCCGUACCAUAAGGAUACGCUGUUCCGCCUUAUGUAUCGUGGAGCGGCUUACGCCGACGACCUGAGGUUCCAGAAAUGUAUAGAUUUAUGGAGGAGAGCAUUAGAAAUAAGAGUUGAAAAAGAUUCUAUAUUAUAUAGUGAUACGUGUUUUACGGCACAAGCGCUGGUUCGCCUUUUUGUCGAUUUGAAUCUCAAAAGUGUGGCGAUGGUGGCAAACAGCGGUUUGAGAUACGAGGAGGAGCCCAAGUUCAAAGAUGUCCAUGCUACCUUCAACCUCCUGGCCGAUAAAAUCUCAUACUGCAGGCAGUUGCUUGAUAUUCGUCCAGUGUAUAAAAGACAACAGGAGAGUUUCGAUCGUAUUUUAAAAUGUUUAACUCACCUCAUUUACUUAAUGGUUGAAACUGCCAAAACAGAAGAAGAAAAAUCUUUGGUGAAAAAAAGUGUGAGAGAACUAGUCAAAGCCAAUCCUCAUUCAGCUUCCACUGGUGACACCCUACUCCACCUUUGUGUUUCUAGACUAAACACGAUCAAAAGCAGUUAUUUUACAGAUGAUAAUCUUUUAAUUUUUCCAAGUUUAGAAGUGAUAGAAUUGCUUUUGGAAUGUGGAGCUCCUGUAAAUGCUAGGAAUGAAUCUCGCUCCACUCCUCUCCAUGUUGCGGCAAAUCCUUACAAUUUUUUUAGUAAUUUGGUACAACUAUUAUUGGACCACGGUGCACAUCUUGAUCAACCGAACAGGAAUAAAGACAGCCCAUCACUUCUAAUUGCAAGCAAUCCAAUAAAUACAAUUUGCCUCAUAAAUUACACAACUCUAAAAUGUCUAUCUGCUUCGGCCGUUGUACGGUAUAACAUCCCAUAUCAAGGGCAAAUCCCAGUGACGCUCGAAACAUUUGUGAACUUCCAUAAUCCCACUUUUUAAAAAGAAUAUGAGAGCAUAAAUAUGAAAAAUAAGGGAAUUUUAAAGAUAGAGUCAAAAGAAAUAACGACUAGCCUGUCUCACAGUGAUGUAAGUCAGCCCUUCUCACACAUGAUCACAAUCUCCUCGUUUCUCACACGAUCACAACAAAAUGUUUAAAAACUUUUAAAAACAAUUAAAAUCCAAAAAUUCA
Messenger RNA from Cimex lectularius (bed bug), 2535 nucleotides. RefSeq names its product protein fem-1 homolog CG6966 (gene m-cup). Gene Ontology annotation, molecular function: protein binding. The transcript has 7 exons. The record is from RefSeq and is a predicted model, not a curated record. Lineage: Eukaryota; Metazoa; Arthropoda; Insecta; Hemiptera; Cimicidae. Bases 387 to 2345 code for a protein of 652 amino acids.